AUGUGGAUGGAUCCAUCAGGUUCUCUCUUCGAGGCAUUGUUGUUUCUCGCAGCCUUGACAUUUGCUUUCUUUGCGAAAGCGUUAGCUGGGAGCUACAUGAAGAGUGCAAUCACGCAAAUAGAGAGACGCUUCGACAUUCCAAGUUCACUCAUUGGCAUCACUGACGGGAGCUUUGAAAUUGGGAAUCUGAUGGUGAUUGCCUUUGUGAGUUACUUUGGAGCGAAGUUUCAUCGACCAAAACUAAUCGCAACUGGUAUGAUCCUCAUGGCCAUUGGCACGUUUAUAAUUGCGUUGCCCCAUUUCAUCAUGGGACGCUAUGAAUAUGAAUCAGCAAUUAAACCUUCAAAAAAUUCUACAUUAAAUGUGUCCCUGUGUUCAACUGAACGAUACGACAAGCUAACAUCAGAAUUCCUGAACACCUCCUCAAAAGUGCCUAAACUGGGUUGUGAAAAAAGAAUUGAAUCCUCCCUCUGGGUCCUUGCAUUCCUUGGAAAUCUCAUACGUGGAAUUGGGGAGACACCAAUCAUUCCUUUGGGUAUAUCUUAUCUUGAUGAUCACACCAAACAAGAAAACUUUGCCUUCUAUUUAGGAUGCAUGUACACAUUUGGACUGCUAGGACCAAUAUUUGGCUUUGUGCUGGGAUCAUUAUGUGCCAGAUUGUUUGUGGACAUUGGAUUUGUGAGCUCAGACAGUCUGACAAUUACACCAAAGGAUACUCGAUGGGUCGGUGCCUGGUGGCUUGGCUUUUUAAUAGCUGGAGUGAUAUCCAUUCUUGCUGCAAUACCAAUAUGCUUCUUUCCAAAAAGCAUGCCGAGAGAGGGAGAAGGGAAGAGAAGAUUCAGCAGGCCCUCCAAAUGGCCUGGAGAAGGAGACCGUGGUGGGCCUGACCAUCAAUCUCAACAGUCAUCCAACUUUUCCGUUCUGGAAAAAGGUUUCUUGCCAUCUGUGAAAUGCCUCUGUUGCAACCCAAUUUAUGUUCUGCUUCUGUUGCGAGCCACCCUACAAAUGAACAUUAUCAUUGGAACAUUAACAUUCAGACCCAAGUUUAUGGAGCAACAAUAUGGCCAGACAGCAUCAAAAGCCAAUCUUUUCCUAGGGCUUGUCAAUAUUCCCCCCAUGGCAAUUGGGAUUUUCUGCGGAGGGCUGAUAAUGAAGAGGUUCAAGCUAAAUGUGAUUGGAGCUACAAAGUUCUGCAUUGGGACAGCUAUUGCUUCCUGGAUACUCCUUGUCUUAUAUUUUAUAAUGGGCUGUCAGAAGACACCAAUAGCAGGUUUGACGGCCUCCUAUGUAGGGGCAAUGGAGAGAUCGUACAGGGAGCACAGUUUAUUCUCCCCGUGUAACACUAACUGCAUGUGCUCAAGCUCACAGUGGGAACCUGUCUGUGCUGGAAAUGCAUUAACUUACAUUUCUCCUUGCCUUGCUGGUUGCAAAUCAUCGCGUGGGACUGGGCUAAAGAUGGAAUUCUACAACUGCAGUUGUAUUUCCCGUUUGACAACUACCAAUUCUUCUGUGGUUCUGGGACAGUGCCCAAAAACUGAAGAUUGCAACAAAGUCUUUCCCUAUUACUUGGCGGUAUCCUUUCUCGAAUCUUUCACCCUUUCUUUUGGAGGCAUGGCCGAGUUUGAGAUACUAAUGAGGACCAUUGAUACAGAGCUGAAACCGCUGGCAAUAGGCAUUUACUGCUUGAUUAUAAGAAUGUUUGCUGGAAUUCCUGCUCCUAUUUACUUUGGAGCUUUGAUAGACACAACGUGUCUGAAAUGGGGAACCAACAGUUGUGGGAGGCGAGGGGCUUGCAGGAUGUAUGACACAGAUGCUUUCAGGUAUGCCUACCUUGGAGUGCCUGCAGGAUUUGGAGUAUUCUGUUUUGCUCUUUUUAUUCCUUUUUACCUGCAAGUGAAGAAGCGUUUUGCAUUAAAAGAUGAAAAAGCAUUUGACAAUGAAUGUACAGAACUGGACGCCGUGAAUGAAGAUAAUGAUCGCACUGGCUGUGACCUCUCGAUGAAUGCAGUAAAUCCUGAAUGAAUUCACUCACCCGACACCUGGACUGUAUGGAGAAAGAGAAGGCUUGAAAAGUUCCAUAUUAAUUUUAUGUGAGGGGUAAUAUUUAAAUGUUAGCACCUCCCAGAAAGUGCAUAAGAUCAGUGGAUGGCCAUCCUGAUCUUCUCACAUUCCUGUUGCGCCAAGCUCUGCAAUGGGCCUGUUUAACUGUAAAAUUAAGUCAAUGAGCUGUUCCAAAUAGUUAUCUGUGAGAAACGUUUCAGUUAGUCUGUAAAAUUCUGACUUGGAAACAGUGUCUGUAAAGCUGUAUUUGCUGCUACUGACAAUUAGUGGACUAUCUCCUCAGCUGGUACAGUGAAUGGACAAACCCUCUGAUUGGCUGGCAUACUGGAUUAACGCACCCUGUGAUUAGCUGUCAGACUGAAUCAACACACUACAUGAUUGGCUGUCAGACUGGAUCAACAUACCCUCAGAUUAACUAGCACACUGGGUUAAUGUUUAAUUUAUAGAGCUGGUAAACGCACUUUGGCUAACUUAGUAAGUAAAGACAUCCUCUAUCUGAUUAUCUCUUUCCCUCAAAGUGCCCAGAUU
Rhincodon typus (whale shark) is the source of this 2589-nucleotide messenger RNA. RefSeq names its product solute carrier organic anion transporter family member 1C1-like. The transcript is spliced from 14 exons. The record is from RefSeq and is a predicted model, not a curated record. Bases 1 to 2022 code for a protein of 673 amino acids. Gene Ontology annotation, molecular function: protein binding. Gene Ontology annotation, biological process: sodium-independent organic anion transport; transmembrane transport. Gene Ontology annotation, cellular component: membrane. NCBI's taxonomy places the organism in Eukaryota, Metazoa, Chordata, Chondrichthyes, Orectolobiformes, Rhincodontidae.